This is a messenger RNA of Tilletiaria anomala UBC 951, 1140 nucleotides long. RefSeq lists its product as uncharacterized. Lineage: Eukaryota; Fungi; Basidiomycota; Exobasidiomycetes; Georgefischeriales; Tilletiariaceae. The record is from RefSeq and is a predicted model, not a curated record. The transcript is spliced from 2 exons. Bases 439 to 825 code for a protein of 128 amino acids.
CUGCGCGUGCUCCUUGCCACGAUCCUCCGCGGCCGUGCCGACGCGCAGUACUUUGAGCGCAUCGACAUUGGCGUGGUGUCCAGUAAGUUCAGCGAACUCGCCGAGCGCGCCGGUUUCGCCAGCGCGAGUCGCGCCGGCAUAAGAGGGGAGGCAGAUGCAUCAGCGGAAGGAGGCGCUUGCGCCGGUGCCGGCGCAGCGGGGUUACCAGCAGCUUGCGCAGGCUCGUGCCCCGGCAGCAUCGGCAGCUACAGCCAUCGAAACACGCUCAGUCAGACCAGCACAGGCAGCCAUGCGUCUCUGCGGGCGAUACCACUGACCAGCGUCGGGCAGGAAAAGGUAAGAGUGCAGACUGUAUAGGGUCGCUGCACGGCUUGGGCUCGGAGAAGGGGGUUAGGGGGAGCAGCCAGCGACACUUGGCGGAGCAAGUAGUUUGUAGCCAUGGCUGCUCUCGCUGGAAGCAAGCGCGGCAUAGAAGCCGCAUCACACCACAUGUUGAACAGACGAUGGACGAAACAUUCACACGCGGAAACCUUUUGCAAUUCACAACGCGGAGCUGGACUGCUUGCUUUUUUCUUUUCCUUCUUCUUGGAAUCGAUGCUUUCAAAUACGAACUGGCCGACGACAGGUAACACGCUGUGGGCCACGUUGACCGCGCAAACAUCCAGCUACCGCGCGCCUCGUUUGGCAGCCGGCUUGCGAAUCCUCAAAGCGAGAUAUGGGACCCUUCGAUUCAUACCGUUAUUCGCAGCACAUUAUAGAAAUACAUCUGAUAAAAGACCAAAAUCAGGGCCAUGCGCAACCAAGAAGCAGCAAAGCCAAGAGUAAGAGAGGUGCCACGCGAUUGGCUCAAAGGGAUAUUUUUGCGUCCACGGCGACCCACAAGAUGAACCUGAACAUGAUCGUCGAAGUACCGCUGUAUCUGAGGUACUCGAUGCAAUCGCUUUCGGGCACGGCACGCUGCCAAGCUUGGAGGAGCAAGCUUAGAAGCCUACUCUGACAGGUUACCGCCUCUCCUCCUGCCGGAGCACGGAAGGACACGCCUCGCAAAGCCCUGCAUUGGAAACAUGCAAGCUCAACCUCAGGCGUGUGGACAACAGACGAGGCGUAAGUGCGGGCAGUUUUCGCAUAGAGUAGCCCUGC